AUGUCUGAAAAUAACAUAGUUCGUCAAAGACAAGGCGGACAUACCGAAGAAAACGAAGAAAAUAACUUUAGCAUAGAAGAUAACAAUGACAAUAAAAAGGAAAUUCCAAUUAAAAAACGAGUAAAAGACGAGAUCAGGAGAACACUAGUAGGUAUUUGGCAAAGAGCAUUCAAAAGGGCAUUCUUGGAGAACUAUCCUUCAAAUAAUAUAUUGUUAAUUUUAACUAUACUUUCAUUUAUAACUCGUUUUUGGAAUAUAAAUUAUCCAACACAAGUGGUUUUUGAUGAAGUGCAUUUUGGCAAAUUUGCCAGUUACUACUUAAAAAGAUCCUAUUUCUUUGAUGUUCAUCCACCACUUGCAAAACUUAUGCUAGCAGCAAUGGGAUGGCUACUUAAUUUUGAUGGACACUUUGAAUUUGAUAAUAUUGGAGAUGAUUAUAUAACAAACAAUGUACCAUAUAUAGGAUUAAGAGGUUUACCUGCAACAUUAGGUGCCCUCUUUGUUCCGUUGACAUAUGUCAUCUUGAUUGAAUCAGGUUAUCCAGUAGUGACAGCAACUUUUGCAGCUGGAUUAUAUUCUAAUGAAUGGUGGCUUUGGAUGAUCACAACUGGAUUUUUUUUGGGUUUAACAUUAAGUGUUAAAAUGGUUGGAUUUUUUACAGUUCUUACAAUUGGCACUGCAGUUUUAAUUGAUUUAUGGGAUUUAUUAGAUAUACAUCGUGGAUUAACUAUGGCACAAUUUAAAAAACAUUUUUUUGCACGUGCAGCUGGCCUUAUAAUUGUACCAAUUUCUGUUUAUUUAUUUUGGUUCUAUGUUCAUUUUGCUAUCUUGAAUACAAGUGGUACUGGUGAUAAUUUUAUGAGCCCUGCUUUUCAGGAAACCUUGCAUGGAAAUUUAAUGUCUACUCAAAGUUUUGGUACUUCAGUAUUUUUGCAUUCCCAUACAGAACGUUAUCCAUUACGUUAUGAUGAUGGUCGUGUUAGCAGCAAAGGUCAACAGGUGACAGGUUAUCCACAUAAUGACACAAAUAAUCAUUGGCGAAUUAAAACACCAGGAUCUUUAUUUGAUUCAUCAAGACCAGAAAAUGACACAAUCAAACAUGGUGAUUUUAUUAUUUUAGAACAUGUUGGCACUCAAUCUUAUCUUUUAACUCAUGAUGUUGCUAGUCCAUUAAUGCCUACGAAUCAGGAAUUCACCACUAUUGAGCCCAACGACACAGCUCGUUUUAAUGAUACACUUUUCCAAGUUUUUACUAAAGAUGGUGAUAAAGAAUCUGUUAUAAAAACCAAGUCAAGUUUUUUUCGCUUAAUUCAUUUUAAUACUAAAGUUGCACUUUGGACACAUGAAUCUAAAUUGCCUGAAUGGGCAUUUGGACAACAAGAGGUUAAUGGUAAUAAGAAAAAUACAGAAAAUUCUAAUUAUUGGUUUGUAGAUGAGAUUAUUGGCUUAAAUGUAACAAUUCCAAAGGAACCUAAAAAACCAACUAGACAAUUAUCUUUCCUUCGUAAAUUUUUUGAACUUCAAAAUCUCAUGAUAAGUCAUAAUGCUGGAUUAACAAAACCUCAUCCUUAUUCCAGUGGCCCAAUCAAUUGGCCAUUUUUAAUACGUGGUAUUUCAUUUUGGACAAAUAGUGACACUAAGGAACAAAUAUAUUUAAUUGGAAAUCUAGUUGGAUGGUGGAUUGCAAUUGGUUUAAUGUCUGUUCUUAUUGGUGUUUUAGCAGCUGAUAUGCUUUCAAGAAGACGUGGUACAGAUCCUAUUCCAAAACGUAAUUAUUUAACAUCGGGAGUAGUGUUUAAUUUUAUGUUUGUUGAAUCUAUAAAUUAUCCAAUUUCCAUUCCAAUUCCAUCAAGAUCAAAACACACAUAUCUAUUAAGUGCUAAAGUUGACGUCAUUACAAUAGCAAUAGCAGCUUUGGCUUUGAUUUUGGAUGCAAAUUAUUAG
Molecule: messenger RNA, 1944 nt
Organism: Entrophospora sp. SA101
Lineage: Eukaryota; Fungi; Glomeromycota; Glomeromycetes; Entrophosporales; Entrophosporaceae
Source: the annotation of a GenBank genome assembly